This is a messenger RNA of Lathyrus oleraceus (garden pea), 739 nucleotides long. RefSeq lists its product as uncharacterized. Gene Ontology annotation, biological process: ribosomal large subunit biogenesis. The record is from RefSeq and is a predicted model, not a curated record. The transcript is spliced from 4 exons. The coding region runs from base 1 to 597 and encodes 198 amino acids. NCBI's taxonomy places the organism in Eukaryota, Viridiplantae, Streptophyta, Magnoliopsida, Fabales, Fabaceae. Gene Ontology annotation, cellular component: nucleolus.
AUGACAAAUCGAUUUGGAAUUAAGAUUGUUGCAUUUGGUAUGCGUGAAGCUGUUCUUGCAAGAUUCAAUUUUGGAUAUCUCCAAUUACGACCACGAAGAAAAUACAAGAAUUCUCGACCUAAGGUUCGUGUGGGUCUUCCAAAGAAGAACCCUAAAGUUUUGAAACCCGCUUUCACCAUUCCUCCCAAACUGUUACAAUCCCUUGCAGAAGACCCUAAAUGGGAUGAAAAAGGAAGCGUCACACAAAACUACAACUCCUUCGGUGUCGUUAAUGACCCUAACUCCCUCACCGAUAAUCUUCAAGCUCCUUCUGUUUCCGAUGACCUCAACGAUUCCGGCAGUGAUCUCGAAGAAGACGAUUUGAAAUCGGCACUGGGAAAGAGGAGAAGAGAUGGUAAAAGUGCACUUCCUCAACCUUUGACUUCAAUUCAGCGUCUUUAUAUUAGUCGUCUAGUUGAAAAAUAUGGAGCUGAUUUUCAGAGAAUGAUGAUGGAUAUAAAGCUAAAUCCUAUGCAGCAUUCAGUUGCGACUUUAGAGAAAUUGUGCAUGAGCUAUUACAUAUACAAGAACAAGAAUCCGCUUAUUGUUGGAAGGUGAAAUGCUUGGCUUAGGAGCAAGUGUAGGGCCGUCGAAGAUUACCAACUACAGGUGUAUGGGUCAUGAUGGGUGAAAUGUUGUUACAAUCAGGAUUUGUUUUGUUUUGACACUUUGGAUGUUGCUCGUGGAAUAUUGUUAUGAA